Colossoma macropomum (tambaqui) is the source of this 4619-nucleotide messenger RNA. It is a transcript of the gene slc37a1, whose product is annotated as solute carrier family 37 member 1. Gene Ontology annotation, molecular function: glucose 6-phosphate:phosphate antiporter activity. Gene Ontology annotation, biological process: glucose-6-phosphate transport; phosphate ion transmembrane transport. The transcript has 20 exons. The record is from RefSeq and is a predicted model, not a curated record. The coding region runs from base 338 to 1924 and encodes 528 amino acids. NCBI's taxonomy places the organism in Eukaryota, Metazoa, Chordata, Actinopteri, Characiformes, Serrasalmidae. Gene Ontology annotation, cellular component: endoplasmic reticulum membrane.
CUCCGGUUGGUGCUGCUCCUGACCGACUGUCAGCGGCAGACGGAGCUCAGCGCCUCCGGUAGGAGCCGUGAAAAUCAGUUCUCCUGCUAAAUAAAGGGGGAGAUGAAGUCCAGGGUUCAGGAAUAAGAGCUUUCAGAGCGGCGCCUCAUCGGAAACACAGCGGAACGGAAGACAGGCUACAUGGAAUCCACCACCGGGACAUCAUGUCCGUUUUUGAAGCUGUCACUGGGCCUCUUCGGUCAGAGCUGAGCACUGGGACUUCGUGUUUGUGGUCAUCGUGUCUUCUGGCUCUCUGAGGCCGACCUACUCUCUGCUAGCCUUAACAAACAACCACGACAUGGCACCCGUGCCCCCUGGCAUUCGAUUCCUGGCAUCCUUUAACCGGGAGCAAUGGUACCGAGCCUUCACCUUUGUGCUUACCUUCCUGCUCUACACCAGCUUCCACUUGUCCAGGAAGCCCAUCAGCAUUGUCAAGAGCGAACUACAUAAGAACUGUACACAGUCCAAGGAGUUAGCAACUGUAAGCAGCAAAAGCAGUCAGGAGCAUGUCCUGCAUGUGGGAGAAGAUUGCAGCUGGAAGCCAUUUGAUAAAGAAAACUAUAAGCAGCUGUUGGGAGCGAUGGACCUCUCUUUUCUGUUUGUUUACGCAGUGGGCAUGUACCUGAGUGGAAUUAUUGGAGAGCGUCUGCCAAUCCGGCUCUACCUGACCAUGGGCAUGCUGACCAGUGGCCUCUUCACCUGCCUUUUUGGCGUGGGAUACGUCUUUAACAUUCACAGCCUCAGCUUUUACAUCUUUGUUCAGAUUGCCAACGGUUUAGUGCAGACCACUGGCUGGCCCAGUGUGGUGACAUGUAUUGGAAACUGGUUUGGGAAGGGCAGGCGAGGUUUGAUUAUGGGGCUGUGGAACUCUCACACAUCGGUAGGGAACAUCCUUGGCUCUCUGAUUGCUGGGUAUUACGUGUCCUGGAACUGGGGGCUGUCCUUCAUCGUCCCUGGCAUCAUCAUCGCUGUUAUGGGCAUCAUCUGUUUUCUCUUUCUCAUUGAACACCCAAAUGAUCUGAAGAAUGCUGGCACCCAGAACGGUGCCAUUAAUAACCAGAAGCUGCACAAAAGCUGGACGGGCAUUAACGGCCAUAAGGAGCUCUACCUGCAGUACAAGCAGGGAGCCAAAAGCCAGAGCUCUGAUACGGAGCUGCUGUUGGGUCAGGAGCGUGAGGUUUGUGUACCUGUGCAGCAGGUGGUUGUAGUGAAGAGUGAGGCAGAGCCGUCGGCCAUAAGCUUCAGAGGCGCUCUCUGCAUACCGGGUGUGGUGGAAUUUUCUUUCUGCCUGCUCUUUGCUAAGUUGGUCAGCUACACCUUCCUGUUCUGGCUGCCCCUCUACAUCACUAAAGCAGCUCAGCUUGACUCAAAAGAAGCGGGAGAUCUCUCCACCCUGUUUGACGUUGGUGGAAUUGUUGGAGGUAUCCUGGCUGGUGUGGUAUCAGAUAAGCUUGGAAAAAGAGCCACUACCUGUGCUGUAAUGCUGCUCUUGGCUGCGCCCACACUUUAUGGCUUUUCCAUGAUCAGCCAGUUUGGCCAGGGCCCCACAAUCGGCAUGCUGCUGGUCUGUGGAGGGCUAGUAAAUGGACCUUAUGCCCUCAUCACAACAGCUGUGUCUGCGGAUCUGGGAACACACAAGAGCCUGAAAGGCAAUGCAAGAGCUCUGUCCACAGUCACAGCUAUUAUAGACGGGACAGGAUCUGUAGGUGCUGCAAUAGGCCCCCUGCUGGCGGGACUGCUUUCUGCGCAGAGCUGGGAUCAGGUCUUCUACAUGCUCAUGGCGGCAGACUUCUUGGCACUGCUGUUGCUGCUGAGAUUGGUGUUGAAGGAGCUGAGGUCUAAUAAGAGCCGCCCAGGUGCUGCUGUAGAGCUGAAGGAGCACUGAGCACUUUGCACUAAAUUGGAGAGUGAGAUUAGAGAAAGAGGCUGUGGACAGUCUCUAUCCAUAAACCUGCUGAGCACUCUUCUGACCACUUCCUAACUGGACCACAACUUGAGUCGGGACCAAAACCACACCUUGGCCUGGUUAUGCCCACUGUGCUUUGCCUUUCACUGGUUGCUUAAAGGGCCAAGACUGAAUCUUCACUUACUUUUCCAUUUAGAGCUCCAAUUCUGUACCCUGGCUGUUGUACAGGAGGGAUGUAGUCUGUAUAUGGAGCGAGGUCUCUCUUCUUAAACUGGUUCAAACCACUGGAAUUCAUUAGGCAUUGUACCAUUAAGAUGUGUCAGAUAAAUGAAGGAAACAAACAUACUGUAAGUGUUCAGAAAUUACUUUGUCUACGUUGUUAGAGUCAGUGUGCUUUAAGUAAUUUCGAGUAGUUAAAUGAUAAGAUACCAAAAUAUUUAUUUUGGUCCUGGAAUAUUUAUAUGUAGAAUCCUGUAAUUUGUACAGUGGUUCUGUGGGAAAUAGAACAAGUUCUGGGGACCUAGUGGUAGCUUUAGGUGUGUUAGUGUAGCUUUUCAUUUAAACCCAAGCUUAUCCCUCAGAGUAGUGCAGCUAUUUGUCAUGAGUUGAGGUGGGCAUAUUAGAACUGGAAAAACAAAAAAAAACAAUAGUGCUAAUGUGGCUAAUAAUGAAUUAAAGCUGGUGGGGAGCCAGUCAGCAUGUCCUCAGUUCAUUAGCAGUGUUAGCAUUUUAUGUGGGUAAUUGAAGAAUUUAGUGAGCUGAGCUAGGCAUAUAAGGGUAGAGAAAUCACACAAAUGCGCAGUACAAAGGGGCAAGACUAGGAUGGAGAACAGUCCUCCCAGUAAAGGGGCACUCCGGCCAACACGUUACCAUUGCUAGAUCUAUUGCCAACAUGCCAGCUCUCUUACUACAGCAAUGCCACAAUAGUCCCAACAGUGAACUUGAAGACUAAGAAAACCUUCAGGUGAUAUAUAUCAAAACUGGGAGUAACUUUUGGAAAACUACAAGCACUUUGGGGCCGGUGAGGUCAUUGUAUGACACAUUUGCAGAAUGCAUGCUGGGUAUUGUAGUGAGAGAACACUGCUGGAGGAAAACAAAAAGGAUACAAAAUUGUUAAUUCUUUCAAACCUAAACAUUGAGGGGUGCAAUAUUGUGCUACUGUAUAUUACAUAACAUGGUUAACAUGAAAUGCCAGUCUUAUGCUUGAAUUGCCCCUUUGAAAGUACACUUACUUUUCCUAACAUUAUUAGCUAAUUUGGCUAAUAGUGAAUAAAAGCUAGUGUGGAGCCAGUUAGCAUGACCACAAAUCAUUAUUAGCAAUGUUAACAUUUUAGGCGAAAUAUUUAAAUUAUGUGGAGUCGAUGGAACAAAUCUAUGUAUUGCUGCAGCGAGUGCUGUCCCAUUCUCUUGCAUCAGGGGUGCACAACUCUGGUCCAGCGCAGUUUGCAGGUUUCCCUGCUCAAACACACCCACUUAACCUGGCAAUUAACAGAGAAGUGUAAUCAGGUGUGUUGAAGCAGGUAAAUCACCAAACUGCUGGACACCGGCCCUCCAGGACCAGAGUUGUGCACCCCUGUCUUACAUGCAGCUGAAUCUUCCCCUUUUUCCCUGCUCCCAGUAAGUGUAGAAUGAAGUGUACCACUAAAGGUCCCUUGAAGCACAUGGUGGAUGAACAAAUUUGUUAAAUGUAAAUAUGGGUGCAUUGUGAAUAUGUUGUUAUUCAUUCUCAUCUGCCUUUCUAUAAACCAAAGCGAACCUUAUAUGUUAUUUAUAGAAGAAUAUUGUCUUUAUUUAAAUACUGUCUUCAGUACUGUGGUGGAUAUUAAGUGUUCGUUUUUUAUUUAUGAGUUGGGAUUGCUGGACAGAUCACGGGACGUUUCCUUAGUGUCUUUAUGUACUAGUCUGUGUCGUCAUGGUUGCGGUGAUAUUGAGCGUUCUAAUGCUGAAGAGGUUUGACAUGCAUUCAAACGUAUGAAAUGUUUUGGGUGGACGUAGAUUAAGUCAGCAGGUGAGUGCGUUCUGUACUGUGGUAUCAGGAGGCUUGUGAAAAGCCCAGUUUUGUUUUCUUUUAUUUUUCAUCAUGGUAUCAUUUCUGCCUUAUUGCAGAAACAGUGCUAUAGAUUUUGAAGAUGCUGUUAAGGCCUAUUUUGUUUGUAACCAUUUCAACAACUUUGUGUUUGUAUGAGGCCAGUAAUGGGGAGAGAGAAGCUCAUUUGCGCUGUUCAGUGUACAAACACUAAACAGAUAGAUGAGUUUAAUUCACCGUGCUGUUUAAUCGCCAUUAGCCUCAGUUAUUGUGACGGUAAAACUGCCCAUUUUGCCUUUAAGCGAAGAGUGAUCGUGAGCAAUGCUGCAGUCGGAUCGGUUAGACUGAUUCAGCGUAGGCCUCGAGGCUUAUUGCUUUUCUCCUGCAGUAACUACAGCACAAGCUCAUUAGACUGUAGGGACGUCACACUAUGGUUGCUUGAAUGUCUCUUCACAUGAAUAACUUGUGUGUAAUGCUGUACUAGUGUUACAAGGAAAUCAUUGUGCCUUUUUUUCUAUUUAACUGUUCUUUGUGUGGGGUUUGUUUUUCAUUGAUAUUUUUUUGACUCAUCUGGAAAUCUAAGUCACUGUGUAAUGUUGCUAUUUAUACAGUAAUUGAAGAAAUGAGAUUAUAAAUGCAAAAAAAUCA